This is a messenger RNA of Phasianus colchicus (ring-necked pheasant), 8048 nucleotides long. It is a transcript of the gene AMIGO3, whose product is annotated as adhesion molecule with Ig like domain 3. Gene Ontology annotation, biological process: brain development. Lineage: Eukaryota; Metazoa; Chordata; Aves; Galliformes; Phasianidae. The record is from RefSeq and is a predicted model, not a curated record. Gene Ontology annotation, cellular component: membrane. Gene Ontology annotation, molecular function: protein binding.
UGCGGGAGCUGCGCCCAAGGUGAAUGCAGCAUGGUGGUAGCCCCCAGUCCUCAGGAUCCCCCAGCACACAUUAAGGCAGCCAAAGGGCAUUCCUUCUCCUCCCCCUCCUCCUACCAUCCCACUGGGGAUCUGCUGCAGGACCCCAGGUCGAUGUGCUGCAUUGGCAUUUGCCGAGGUUGCACUUCAGUUCAGGUGCUGGCUUGCGCCCUAGGAGAUGCAGGGUGGCUGAAGCAGCUGGUACCAGCAUUGCAGGACACAGCACCACAGCAGCCCAGGACUGGAACACAUCUGCACCUCGGGGACACCACACGGUGUUCCCAUGGCAUGUCAGCACCCUGGUGGGGAGGAGGGAGAGAGCGGUUGUGUCUCUUCAGGCUUCAUGCAUCAGCAGGAAUGGCCUGGACAGAGGAGGGAAACAGUGUGGCAUCCAGAGCCCCCAGCGCUGCUCAGGCACCGCCUCCAUCAGGCACAUGCCCUGUGCCCCAUCCACAGCCCCGUGGCCACCUCCAGCAAGGGCACAGCUGGGCACAGCAGUCUCCAUCCUCAUCACCAGCUGAACCGCUCUGGGGAGCAGGGGGUUAACAGCCCCUCAGUGCCCAGCAGCCACAGCGGCCAAAUGAGCUUUUUUGCUGCCCUAAUGGAAACCAAUUCCCCAGCCCCGCUCUCCGCUUCCCACUGAAGAGCCCAGGAGCUGGCAAUGACAUUCCUGAGCGUCCUUCACCGCAUGGCUGCCCCUACUAAUAGCACCCUUUCCUCCGCAGGGAUCCCUGGGCUCAGCCUCCCCUCAUGGAUGGCCGUGCCAGGGGGUCCCCGCCAGCUCACCAAGGGCUGACCGGGACAAAGGCGGCGUGUGGGAGGUCAGCGCGGCGCAGCGGCUGCCGCUGUCGAAGGAGGAGCAGAGGCUGCGCACGGCCGAGGGUCUCUGAAGCGAUCCCCUGGGAUGAGCACCCGCACCGCCCUGCCCACCGCAACACGCGAGGGAGGGACGCGCCGAGCCGCCCGGCCACCGCGGCCACCACUCCCCGCUCCGGGACCAAUGGGCUCCCGCCCAGCCCCCACGCUGCGCAUCGCCAGCACGUAAGUAGGGGCGAGCGGGCGGCCGCCGGGAGAUGCUACCCGGGAAGCGGCCGGGCACGGGGAUGCGCGGUGCCGAACCCUGAGAAACUUGGCGCUCCGGGGACGAGCGGCGCUGGGAGGCGUUGGGUGAGCACCGGAGCAUCGCGGCACCCCGUGCUGGAUGCGGUCCCCCCGCAACGCGUAGCGCUGCGCGAGGGGCCAUGCCGCUCCUAAGCUCCGCUCCAGCCCCGUGGCUGCGGUCGGGCUCUGCCGGCACCCGGUAAGGGCAGCGCGGCCCCGCUGAGCCCCACCGCCUCGGGCUGCCGAAAAACGCCAUGGCCCCGUGGGCGCCCGCGGAGCUGUGGCUGCUGCUGCUGCUCCAGCUGUGUCCCGCGCGCACCUCGCCGCCCCGCAGCUGCCCCCCCGCCUGUAUCUGCACCUCCGACCUGCUGAGCUGCAGCCGGCAGACCCUGCAGCGCGUGCCCCGUGCGCUGCCCCCCACCGCCACCACGCUGGACCUGAGUCACAACGCGCUGAGCCAGCUGCAGGACGGCUGGCUGGCCGCGCUGCCGCACCUCGAGGCUCUGCACGUCGGCCACAACCAGAUCGGCGAGCUGUCCCCGCGUGCCUUCCACAACGCGUCCCGUCUGCGGCACCUCGACAUGUCCUCCAACCGCCUGCGCGCCGUCGAGACGCACUACUUCGAGGAGCUGGUGAGCCUGGAGGAGCUCCUGCUCUACAACAACCGCAUCGCGCGGGUGGACGAGAACGCCUUCGCCAAGCUGAGCGGGCUGAGGAAGGUGUACCUGAGCUGGAACAACCUCACCUCCUUUCCCUUCCAUGCGGUGCAGGGCCUGGGCAACUUCAGCCUGCGCACGCUGGACCUGUCCUCCAACAGCCUGAGCAGCCUGCCUGUGGAGGAGCUGGCGGCGCUGCCUGAGCACGUCCGCAACGGCCUCUACCUGCACAACAACCCCGUGCGCUGCAGCUGCCCGCUCUACCUGAUGCUGCAGCGCUGGAGGCAGCGGGGUUUCAGCUCGGUGAGGGAUUUCUUCGAGGAGCACACCUGCAAGGUAUCCGAUGCCGUGCCGCGCUCCCUGAUCAAGCUCCUCAAGUACAGUCACCUGUUUGAGAACUGCUCGGCCGAGCCAGACCCCGCGCAGCCCGUGCCCUUCCCGGUGACGGUGGGCCGGGUGCUGCUGCUGGGCUGCAACGCCAGCCUGCCCCACGUCGCCUACAUGUGGAUCUCCCCACACCACGAGCCCAUUUGGCCCCCAGGCAACGCCAACCGCUCCGUCGAGGUGUUCCACAACGGCAGCUUGCGUAUUGCAUCCGCCCGGCCCUGGCACUCCGGGAUCUACGUCUGCUUGGCCAUCAACGGCCCCCGCAACGUCAGUCGGCUGUGCGAGGUCAACGUGACGGUGCAUUACUCCAAGCCAGAUGGGGAGGCGUUCAGCACCGGCCUGACCACGCUGCUGGGCUGCAUCGUCAGCCUGCUGCUGGUGCUCGUCUACCUGUUUGUGACGCCGUGCCGCUGCCCGCCGUGCUGCAGGACGGCCCCUCCAAGCCCCCCGCAGGAGUGCAGCGCACAGUCCUCCAUCCUCAGUGCCACGCCGCCCACCACUGAUGGGCCCAGCCGCAGGGCCAGCAAGCACGUGGCCUUCCUGGAGCCUGCCCGCGAGGUGCUGGAUGGCAAGGAGCGCCCGGUGCCCGGUGAGGGCCUCCCCGAUGGCAGGCACCCCAAGGUGCUGCAGCUGCGCUCAGACACCGAGUCCAUCAGCUCCGUCUUUUCAGACACCCCCAUCGUGUCGUAGUGGGGCUGAGCUGUUCUGCUCAGAGCAUCGCUGAGCCCCAGCGUUCAGCCUGACUACGGGGGGGAUGGGAGGGGGGAGAGGGGGCAGGUUCAAGCACCGCUUGCACCGCUUCAGCCGCUGACACAAGGGCAACACGAUGGAUUCAGCACGCCUGCAAUCCCUGUUUUGUCCAGGCAGCAGUGGCUGUGGCCAUGGGUGUGCAAGAUCCAGCCCAGUGCUCCCAACCCAAUCCCCCCAGUGCUGUCCUCAGGGGCUCUCAGGGAUGGCCAUGCCACUGUCCCCAGCCACUUGGAGUGGAGGGAGCACUGUCCUGUGGCCCCACACAUCCACUGGGGGACCUCGUGGCAAAGAGGAGGCUCAGCACCCAGCCAAGCAAACAUCGCAUGUUUUUGCCUCUGAAUAACCCCGAAGCUGUACAUAGUGAUGUCGGGCACCAGGAGGUGACUGACGCAGCGCUGCUUGCAGCUCCCCGUGCCACCAAGGACGCUGAGGUCUCCCGCAUUGCCCGUGCUCACUGCUUCUCCUUGAGAUGGACGUGCGCUGCUCGAGCACAGCUAUUGAGGCAGUAAUCUAAUGAGCCUGUCGAUAAAUGUGAGUAAUGCUCUCCUCUCUCGGGCCAUCACUCUCCAGUUACAUUUGAAUUAAAAAUGCCUAUUUUUUUAAGCUCAUGCUGGGCUGCGUGUCUCCUUGUCCUCACAACAGGGCGGUUGGGCUGGGGGCUGCAGGACCCCCAUGAUCUGUGUGGGGCUGGUGUGACAUGCUGUGUUGAGGGCUGGGCUGGGGAUGGGGGAACCUCUGAUCACUUGUCCCCAGGAGGUAACAUCUGUGAGGUGGGGAGGGGGCAGCAGCAGUGGCACACAGCACAUUCAGAAACCAGCAGCAUUCAGAGGGGUGGGAGAGUUGCUUGCUCGGGAGCAGCUGACCCUGACACUAGGGACUGGGGGGAACCACAGAGGGACAUGGGGCCAAGCAGAGGGACACAACCACCUCUGCACGGUCGCCAUGAGAGAAUGCAGCUCUCGCCCAUCCUUCUACUCUUCCAGCACAGACACAAGCAGCUUAUUUCCAGCACAAAGUCAGCCCUGCCCAAAGCGCUCAGGCUCGCCACCUGAAACCGACCUUGUGCAGCCCCGUGCCAUCAGCCCUGCAGCCACUGCUUGGCGAGGGAUGGGGACUGACAGCUGCUGCUGGCCCUGCCUCACUGCCUGCACCCGCUGUCCCCUUGUGUUAGCACAGCACUGCUAAUGAGCCCGGGAUGCUGAGCGGCCAUAUCAGCUGCUGCUGGGGCUGGGGAGUUGCGGUGGUACCGUCCCCUGGCUCUGCUCCCAUGCAGGGAUCCCACCAAGGGGGAUAUGGGUUUGCCCUUUAUAAUGGGAAUCCUACCCCCCUGCUUUUGCGUUGAGCAAAGCCAUUCCCUGCUGAGGAAUCUGGUUGCUGCACUAUGGCAGCAUGCUGAUGUUUCACCUCAGAUUCUGGAAAAGCAUUCCAGAGAGGUGAUGAAGUGAGGGGAUGGUACCAUCCACCCCAAAGCAAGGGGCCUGCUGCUCCCUGCAGCUGCCCAACCCCAUCCCACAAUGCCGUGGAUGUGGCUGUUCCAGUGCCUGUCACAAGGGCUCCUUGUUUCCCAGGAAAACCCCAUUGCAGUGUGUCACACUGUUCUGGUGCCAGGAAAGGACUCGGCCCCAUAGUGCUGCUCCAGAGAGGUGCUGUAACGCUCAGAGCAGUCCCUCAAGCAGCUUGAAUGGCAAAUCUCAGCCAGGGAAAGCACAGCCGUGAGCAUGGCCUCCCUAACAGGCAGGGCUGGAAAUACAGCAGAUGGUCUCCAUCACCACCAUCCCCUCCUGGCAGCCACCUGUAAUCACUCUGGCCUGGCUGGCUGCCACGCCAUGGGUUGGCACACAGCACAGCAACACGGGUGUGAGGGGACCAAGGAUCGUCUGUUCCCCACGCUCCACAUCUUGGUUCUCUCCUACCUCCCACCCUGGGGCUGGUUGCACCUGGGCCCCUCCCUUACCACGCUCUUGGACUUCCAAAGAAACACAGGCAGCAAAGCUCGGAGCCCCAACCUGUGCCAUCCCCACAGGGCACUGCAGACCCCAGCCUGUGUAUGCCCUGCUCAGGGAGCAGUGAGUGAAGCAGUCCAUAGCCAGGUGACCACCCUCUGUCCUCCCCCUCUUCUGGGUGGCACUCCCUGGGAGCCCCCCAGAAGGCUCCACCACAGCUGUGCUGCCAACAAAUGCACCGAACUCCUGAACACAUCCCAGCCCUCCCAACCAGAGCCCCACUGCCACCAAGUGUGUCCCCUCACACACAGACACCUGCGGAGAACCUUCAGGCACUGCCCUUUCCCCCAUCACUCGCUCUCAUCAGGAUCAUUACACAAGAUCUGGCCAACUUGGCUCCAUUAGCUCACUCCAAAGGAGGCUUAAUAGAAAAUCUGCUCAAUUAUUUAGCAGACAAACAGGGGGAUGAUACUGGCUGAAGGCUGCCCGGGUCCUUGGCAUGGUCCCAGUGAUUCAGAGCAGCUCCAGGCUCAGCUCCCACCUUCCCUCUCUUCCCCAUAAAAGAAAGGCAUGGUCAUUAGGGCCUGGCAAAGCACGGAGCACACGGGCAUCCCGUUAGCACUGGGAGCACCAUCAGUGAUGCUGCUGCCCCCUCUCUGUUGUGGGGACUGGAAUUGCUGCAGACUGGAACUGCUGCAGACCCCACUAUGAGCUGGCAGGCUCUAUCCUGCACCCUGCCCAUCAGGAGUGAGCUGAGGAUGAAAGUCGUCAGGCUCUGCUCUUGCCCAGGCUAGCAGCUCUUGGAGGAUGCUCAGGUACCACCACACAGUUUUCCUCCUUACCCUGCUGCCAGUGCCAGGACUGGCUGGCCAGGCUUUGGGGCUCAGCGGAGCGGGUGCUGGGCUGAGUGCUGCCUCACUGCAAGGAGCACAGCCAUCCCCACAGAACUAAGGAGUGCAUUUCGGACUAACACACACCAUGUAUCAAUUGUCUCCUCACAUCCCAGCCCGGGCAAUGUUCCCUAUUCCUGUGCUUAAUGGCCCUUUUUGUGCCAGGAGGCCGUAAUAGGAGGACUUGAUGCCUGGCUGAGCCUAUCGUGCUGGACAGCACAGCUGAGGCAUCAGACCACUUCCUGCUGCACCCAGGGAACUGUGCAGAGCCCUGCUCUCCCUGCUGUGUGUGCUGUCCCAGAGCAAAGCCCCCAGCACCUGGUGCAGGGUCAGCUCACAGACUCAAGCAAGGAGGUCACAGGAGGUCCUCCUGCCCUUUGUCCUCACCUUCCAGGGCAGAGCUCUCUGCAGGGAAGCCAGCAGGUUAACAGCUAGUUCUGGGUAAUUCCUAUGGAGAGGUUCCUCUGAGCAAAUUCAUGUGGUGUAAUUGCUCUGCUAACGAUUUCUGAAAAUCUGGAAGGUGCCAAAUGGGACCUGGAAUAAAUUUCUUCCUACUUCUACCUCCAGGUGGUGCUUCUGCAGAAGGGGAAUGUCCAUCCUGUUACCUGCUUGCCCCACUGAGAGCAAGCAAAAAAGAGAAAAGGAGGGCUGUCUCCUCUUGGGUUCAUGUAAACGGGUUCGACAGCCUGAACCUGGGGAUGGGAUCCUUGCUGCUGGCUCUCUGCAGCAAUACAACCCACAGCAGCCAUCUCCUGUGGGACAGAACCAACCCGAUAAAGGUUUAAUUCUCCUUUUUCACUCCAAGAAGCAUCCUCUUGCUCACGUCCUUGGAAAAGGACACCUCCCCAUGCCUGCUCUGUGCUGGCUGCUGCUGAGCUGUGCCACCUCUCUGCAUUAGGGUGACUGUGGGCAGAGAUCUCAAUAGGGCCAUGCUCAGUCCUGCUGCACCUCCUGGUCCUGCAGCCCUGUCUGCUGGUUCUGAAUGUGCUGUGCUGAGCAGAACCACCCUGUAGGCAGGGCACAGCCCUCUUCACCAACUCAGAGCUGGCAAGAAGUGAGUGCUCAGCUCUCCUUCCCUGAGAGUUAUCUGCCCACUGUCACACAAUUGGUACCAGCAGGCUGCCCACCCCCUGCUCUGGGACCAAGGAUGCCUUUGGGAUGCUCAGCCUUGGUACUUCUAUGUCUUGUUUGACCUGAGCAACCUCCCUGCAAAGCCUGCCUGCCUUUUAUAGAUCAGUGGCGUAUCAAAUCUCAGAAUUAUUGCUGGGCUUUGCAAAAUAAUGCAGAAGCAUUUUGUUUUAGAGAAAAUUUUCCUGGGCUUCCUCCUGUCUCACCUUGUGCCUCUCCCACUCAGCCAAUCCCCCCAUAAGGACACAAUGCUUUCUUGCAUCAUUCCCCUGCUUAUUUACCUCUGCUUUCCAGUGUUCAAGGAGGUGGCUGCAAAGCCCUGAUAAACAGCCUCAGACUCUCCACUUCCCAGCUGCACAACGGGGUACAGCACUUCUGGUUUGUCACUGUCCUAGCUGCUGUGGGCACCGUUCACACAUGGGGGACAGUGCCAUUCAGCAACUGUAACAGCAGCUGCCUGGCUGUCACCAACCCAAAGCACAAUUGGCUUUCCAGGCAGGGGAGAUGCAGGCUGGGAGCUGCAGGUUCCAACCCACACCCUGCUUCCUAAGUUCGCUGGGCUUGAGGGCAGAGAAACAGCUUUUAGCUCUAGGACAGAUGUUUUAGGGACAGGGAAUGGGGGGAGCCUUCUCACCCUGCCAGGCACACGGGGAACUGCUUGACACCCCUCCUUUCCCUCCAGGAGGAAGGAACCAGUUGUGGUGUCAAAUUUAUGAUGUUUGCCCUUUUCAUGCAGCAGGAUUCUGGGGAAGAGCGAAACACACCCACACCCAGAGUCCAGAAAGGCCACUGCCAGCGACUCUGCACUGAGCACUUGGCACUGUCACCCCUGGGGCUGUGUGACUGGUGCAGCAGCCAUGGGAGCAGGAUAUAAUUAGAUGUAUUUGUGUACAUCUUUGAGUCCUUGAGAGAAGAAGCAGAAAGACUGUCUGCAUGGCUGAGCUGCGUGGCCAGAUGGGGCUCUGCUCUGCGCACAGCCAGGGAUUGUCAUGUUCUCUAAAGCAAGACGUGCAGGGCAGACAUAAGAGCCCUUUCCUACAGCAUCCUACAGGGCACGGUGGCAGGGCAGUACUGGGAGAGAGCAGAACCAGGCUGCAGAAGACAUCAGGAUGAGCCUGUUUGCAGAGGCACACACAAGCAGGCACUGGCACACACAA